AUGAGCCGGGCGCGGGGGGCGCUGUGCCGGGCCUGCCUCGCGCUGGCCGCGGCCCUGGCCGCGCUGCUUCUGCUUCCGCUGCCACGCGCGCCUGUCCCUGCCCCGGCCCCCGCCCCGGCUCCCGGCCCGCGCGCGCCCCCCGCCCGGCCCGCCGCCCCGCGCCUGCGGCCCGACGACGUCUUCAUCGCAGUCAAGACAACCCGGAAGAACCACGGGCCGCGCCUGGACCUACUGCUGCGCACCUGGAUCUCCCGGGCCCGCCGGCAGACAUUUAUCUUCACGGAUGGGGAUGACCCUGAGCUACAGCGCCAGGGAGGCAGCCAUGUCAUCAACACCAACUGCUCGGCCGUGCACACCCGCCAGGCACUGUGCUGUAAGAUGUCAGUGGAGUACGACAAGUUCAUCGAGUCUGGGCGCAAGUGGUUCUGCCACGUGGAUGACGACAACUACGUGAACCCCAGGGGCCUGCUGCAGCUGCUCUCUGCCUUCUCACCAAGCCAGGACAUCUACCUGGGGCGGCCCAGCCUGGACCACCCCAUUGAGGCUACCGAGAGGGUCCAUGGAGGUGUCACUGUAACCACCAUCAAGUUCUGGUUUGCAACUGGGGGUGCUGGGUUCUGCCUGAGUAGAGGCCUUGCCCUCAAGAUGAGCCCAUGGGCCAGCCUGGGCAGCUUCAUGAGCACAGCGGAGCGGGUGCGGCUGCCGGACGACUGCACCGUGGGCUACAUUGUGGAGGGGCUGCUGGGCGCCCGCUUGCGGCACAGCCCCCUGUUCCACUCCCACCUGGAGAACCUGCAGAGGCUGUCGCCAGACACCUUGCUCCGGCAGGUCACCUUGAGCUACGGGGGCCCUGAAAACCCACGUAACGUGGUGAACGUGGCGGGCGGCUUCAGCCUGCAGCAGGACCCCACACGGUUUAAGUCCAUCCACUGUCUUCUCUACCCAGACACAGACUGGUGUCCUGUGCAGAGCCAGGGUGACCCGCCUGCUGGUGACCCCUGACCCCCAGCUUGGGGUGCAGUUCUGACACUGCCCCAGAAAGAAGGGGUGGGGCUGACUCCUCUGGGCCUUGGUUAGUGCCCCCAGGCAGCCUCGGCCCUGGCCGCGCCCAUGUCAGGGAGACACCAGGGCUGGCCCGAGGACCUCCCUGGCAGGCCCUGGCGGGCCCGGUGACCAGGCACUUUGGGAGAGAGGACUGUGCUGCCUGCCCUGCCCAGGGGUCCAGGCUCUGUGGGGUAAGAACCGCAGAACAGCCAGGAGAGGGGCCACCGCCCUCCUCUGGGCUGGGCCCCAGAGGUUUGCUUCGCAGGAAAGGUCUGCGUCCUAGGGCCUUGGGGCUUGGGCCCGGACUGCAGCCCAGGGUGGUGGGUGGGAGCCUUCCGCCGACCGCAGGUGACUACCCAGGCCUUACCUGCUGGCCCCAUCAGCAAACUCCCCUCCCCACACCUGGCACAGGGCCCAGCCAGGCUGUCAGGGUCUCGAGGGGAGCCGCACUUGAGGACUUGGGGCCCCCUGGCAGCCACGUUCUUGGGUGCAGCCGCCUUACUGGGGGCUUGAAGAUGCCCCUCUGUGCCCCGACUCGUGGCUCAGCCCUCCCCUCUCCUCCCCCGGCUCUAAGCCCGCAGAGCAGGAGCCUCUGGUUUGGGGCUCAUCAGCUGAUGCGCCCCAGCUGCACCUUCCCCGAGGAGGAGACCUCGCAACUGGGAGGGGCCGGCACCUCCCUCUGGUCGCUGCAGAGCUCUGGCCAGGCGAGAAUAAAGGCUUGAUGGUGA
This is a messenger RNA of Manis pentadactyla (Chinese pangolin), 1772 nucleotides long. RefSeq names its product RFNG O-fucosylpeptide 3-beta-N-acetylglucosaminyltransferase (gene RFNG). The coding region runs from base 1 to 1002 and encodes 333 amino acids. Gene Ontology annotation, cellular component: Golgi membrane. Gene Ontology annotation, biological process: pattern specification process; regulation of Notch signaling pathway. NCBI's taxonomy places the organism in Eukaryota, Metazoa, Chordata, Mammalia, Pholidota, Manidae. Gene Ontology annotation, molecular function: O-fucosylpeptide 3-beta-N-acetylglucosaminyltransferase activity. The transcript is spliced from 8 exons. The record is from RefSeq and is a predicted model, not a curated record.